UGAAGAACAGUCAGCACUGAGGGAAGGUCUGACGUCGCUGCGAGCGGAGAGAGAGAGAGGGACAGAGAGGAAGUGGGAAGAUCUGUCUCUAGGAUGUGAAUUUCCCAUGGUUGGUCAUUUGUUCCUCUGUUUGUGGUUCUCAUCCUUGACUGUGGCAGCGAAGAUGGCAUUUGAAGAGAAAUACACUAUUGUAAACAAGACCAAUCAGUUCAUACAGCUGAACUGUGAAGCCUCCCCUGAUCAGCUGCGGACUGGCAUCCACUGGCGGCUUGAUGGCGUGCCACUCAGCAAGAAUGCCCAUUCAAACAUGCUCGACUUGGAAGUGACAGACCGGCCAGAUGCAGGCAACUAUAGCUGUCAUGCCAACAGCACUGCAGCGUUACUAAAACACUACUACCUACUAAUAGAUGUGGAGAGACAGGCUGAUAAAAUACUCGAAGAAACAAAUGGAAAAUGCAUCACAUGCCAAGCGGAGAGAUUUGGUGAGACCUUCACCUGCUUCUGGAAAGAGAGAGAAAAAGCCAAUUUCUCAGCAAGCUUCCACCGUGAUGGUUGGAAGGGAGACUCCAAGAGCUGUGUCUUGACACCAUGCAAGACCUCAGAUUGCACUGUCCAAGCAACCUGCACAGACCAGACCUUCUCCCCAUAUGGUGAAGAACUGAGGCAAAUCACUUUCACUGUGGAGGCAGCUACAAGCAAACGAUACAAAAAGUACACCGAACACUUUUACAUCAGAGAUAUUUUAAAACCCACUGGUCCGAAGGAACCAACAAUCCUUGUGAGGAGAGAUAAAUUACAAGUCAGCUGGCAGUACCCAGAUUCCUGGAACACUCCCCACUCUUACUUCCCUCUGCUGGCCCAGGUCAGUGUCGAGCUGACCUGCAGAAAGAACAAACAUAAGAGCCACAUCUGGAACAAGGACGCAUCAGCUGAGCCACUGAUUCCAUGCAGCUCUAUCCCUGAGAUUCAUCAUCGGACAAAACGCUAUCAGAACAUUAGCUGCUCCACCGAAAAUUCCAGUGUGGUGUUUUCAGUCACCAAGAAGCAGUCUCACAAGAUAGGCAGGAUAUGUGUCCGUGUGAAGGAGUUGUUCUUCAAUUCCACUUGGAGUGAGCCCAGCUGCAAAAGUUGCCAAGCAACAAAACAUUCAGGAAGAUAUUGAGGCUGUGGAAGUCUGGGUGCAUUUCUGUUUGACAUGCUACAGUGAGACCCUACACUACCCUCAAGCACAGUCUUUAAAUAAGCUAAAGGUCUGUCAAAAGCUGUCUUGUUGAAAUGAAUUAUAGCCGAGUCAAUAUUCUUUAUUUAACUUUUUUAUUAUUUACUUUCUAAUUUAUUCAGAGCUAAUUUAAUAAUUUAAGACAUUUUUCUCCUGUUACACUGUUGUGAGUGGAGCAGAGUUGCUCCAAUUAG
Molecule: messenger RNA, 1413 nt
Organism: Carcharodon carcharias (great white shark)
Lineage: Eukaryota; Metazoa; Chordata; Chondrichthyes; Lamniformes; Lamnidae
Gene: il12ba
Product: interleukin 12Ba
Exons: 8
Coding region: 107-1162 (351 amino acids)
Molecular function (GO): protein binding
Source: RefSeq, a predicted model, not a curated record